CACCUCCUUUAUAUCACCCCAGGUUUUCCUUUCUCUUCUCUUCUACCAUUUUUCAACCCUUCCUUCUUCCUCUCGUCAUCUUCUUCCCUCCAUCAUCUCUUCAUUAUCUCUAUCAUCAUCAUCAUCUUCUUCUUCUUCUCAUCAUCUCCAUCAUCAUCCCUAUCAAUCUUCAUCCCACUCUCCUCAGCUAUUCAUCCCGCCCGCCCAUCAUGGCUCUCUCUCAGAAAAUCACUACCCCGACCUGCACAUACGAGCAGCCCCUCGGCCUCUUCAUCAACAACCAGUUCGUCAAGGGCGUCGAGGGCCGUACUUUCGAGACCAUCAACCCCCAUAAUGAAAAACCCAUCACCGCCGUCCACGAGGCCACAGAGAAAGAUGUCGAUAUCGCCGUCGCCGCUGCCCGUGCCGCCUUCAAUGGGCCCUGGAAACAUGUCACCCCGACAAACCGUGGCCGCAUGCUCAUCAAGCUGGCUGAGCUUAUGGAACAGCACAGUGAUACCCUGGCUGCUAUCGAAGCCCUGGACAACGGCAAGGGCCUUCUCCAUCGCCAAGAUCGACGUCGCCAACUCUGCUGGCUGUAUCAGAUACUAUGGCGGCUGGGCGGACAAGAUUCACGGCAAGGUCAUCGACACAGACUCCGAACCCCUCUUUCUGCCCUUUACGUAGGACAGCUCGUCGUCGAGGCUGGCUUCCCCCCAGGUGUCAUCAACAUCAUCUCGGGCAUUGGCCGUAUCGCCGGUGCUGCUAUCGCCUCCCACAUGGACAUUGACAAGGUUGCCUUCACCGGCUCCACCAUUGUCGGCCGCCAGAUCCUGCAGGCCGCUGCCAAGAGCAACCUGAAGAAGGUCACCCUCGAGUUGGGCGGCAAGAGCCCCAACAUCGUCUUCAAUGACGCAGAUAUCGAAAACGCCAUCUCCUGGGUCAAUUUCGGUAUCUACUUCAACCAUGGCCAGUGCUGCUGUGCCGGUAGCCGUAUCCUGGUCGAGGAGGGUAUCUACGACAAGUUCCUCGAGCGCUUCAAGGCCCGUGCUCUGCAGAACAAGGUCGGCGACCCGUUCCACGGCGACACCUUCCAGGGUCCCCAAAUCUCCCAGAUCCAGUUCGACCGUAUCAUGGGCUACAUUGAGGAAGGAAAGGCCGCCGGUGCCAAGGUCGAGAUUGGUGGUGAGCGUCUAGGUAACCAGGGCUACUACAUCCAGCCAACCAUCUUCACCAAUGUCACCGAGGACAUGAAGAUUGUCAAGGAGGAGAUCUUCGGACCCGUCUGCUCCGUGCAGAAGUUCAAGGAUGAAGCAGAGGCUAUCGAGAUCGCUAACAACACUUCAUAUGGUCUUGCCGCUGCCGUCCACACCACGAACCUCAACACUGCCAUCCGUGUCUCCAACGAACUGAAGGCUGGCACCGUCUGGGUCAACAACUACAACAUGAUCUCUUACCAAGCUCCUUUCGGCGGCUUCAAGGAGAGCGGUCUCGGCCGUGAGUUGGGAGAAUACGCACUCGACAACUAUACCCAAGUGAAAUCCGUCCGCAUUCGCCUGGGUGACGCCCUUUUCGGUUAA
This is a messenger RNA of Blastomyces gilchristii SLH14081, 1559 nucleotides long. Its product is annotated as aldehyde dehydrogenase. The record is from RefSeq and is a predicted model, not a curated record. NCBI's taxonomy places the organism in Eukaryota, Fungi, Ascomycota, Eurotiomycetes, Onygenales, Ajellomycetaceae. Bases 210 to 1559 code for a protein of 449 amino acids. The transcript has 6 exons. Gene Ontology annotation, molecular function: aldehyde dehydrogenase (NAD+) activity.